Molecule: messenger RNA, 1227 nt
Organism: Propithecus coquereli (Coquerel's sifaka)
Lineage: Eukaryota; Metazoa; Chordata; Mammalia; Primates; Indriidae
Gene: ADAM9
Product: ADAM metallopeptidase domain 9
Exons: 11
Coding region: 88-1221 (377 amino acids)
Biological process (GO): membrane protein ectodomain proteolysis; cell-cell adhesion mediated by integrin; transforming growth factor beta receptor signaling pathway
Cellular component (GO): plasma membrane
Molecular function (GO): metalloendopeptidase activity; integrin binding
Source: RefSeq, a predicted model, not a curated record
CUGGGGCCCUGGCGGGGCAAGAAAAUGAUGGGAGAGGCGGAGGCUGAGGCGACCGACUGUUGAGUGGAACCUGCGAAGUCAGCCGAGAUGAGGUCGGGCGCGGGCUCGCCCUUGGGGCCUCGCCGUUUGCAGUGGUUGCUGUUGUUUGGCCUGGUGGGCCCCGUGCUCGGUGGGGCGCGGCCAGGCUUUCAACAGACCUCGCAUCUCUCUUCUUAUGAAAUUAUAACUCCUUGGAGAUUAACUAGAGAACGAAGAGAAGCCCCUAGGCCCAAUUCAGAACAGAUAUCUUAUGUCAUUCAGGCUGAAGGAAAAGAGCAUAUUAUUCACUUGGAAAGGAACAAAGACCUUUUGCCUAAAGAUUUUGUAGUUUAUACCUACAGCAAGGAAGGGGCUCUGCUCUCUGACUAUCCCAAUAUACAGAAUCAUUGUCAUUAUCGGGGCUAUGUGGAGGGAGUUUAUAAUUCAUCCAUUGCUCUUAGCGACUGUUUUGGACUCAGAGGAUUGCUGCAUUUAGAGAAUGCAAGUUAUGGAAUUGAACCCCUGCAAAACAGCUCUCAUUUUGAGCAUAUCGUUUAUCGAAUGGAUGAUGUCCACAAAGAGCCUCUGAAAUGUGCAGUUUCCAACAAGGAUAUAGAGAAAGAAACCACACAGGAUGAAGAGAAAGAGCCUCCCAGUAUGACUCAGCUACUUCGAAGAAGAAGAGCUGUCCUGCCACAGACCCGAUAUGUGGAGCUGUUCAUUGUCGUAGACAAGGAAAGGUAUGACAUGAUGGGAAGAAAUCAGACAGCUGUGAGAGAAGAGAUGAUUCGUCUGGCAAACUACUUGGAUAGUAUGUAUAUUAUGUUAAAUAUCCGAAUUGUGCUAGUUGGACUGGAGAUUUGGACAAAUGGAAACUUGAUCAGCAUAGUCGGAGGUGCUGGCGAUGUGUUGGGGAACUUUGUGCAGUGGCGAGAAAAGUUUCUUAUAACACGUCGGAGACACGACAGUGCACAGCUAGUUCUAAAGAAAGGUUUUGGUGGGACUGCAGGAAUGGCAUUUGUGGGAACAGUGUGUUCAAGGAGCCACGCAGGCGGGAUUAAUGUGUUUGGGCAAAUCACUGUGGAGAUAUUUGCAUCCAUUGUUGCCCAUGAGUUGGGUCAUAAUCUUGGAAUGAAUCAUGAUGAUGGAAGAGAUUGUUUCUGUGAAGCAAAGAGCUGCAUCAUGAAUUCAGGAGCAUCGUGAGUAACU